GAUUAAUAGUGUACCUUGGGAUGAUGUGUGGUGCGUUUGUAUGGGGAGGAUUGGCAGACAGACUAGGGAGGAAGAAAUGUCUCACCAUAUCACUGGCCAUCAAUGCUGCCUUUUCAUUCAUAUCCUCCUUUGUUCAGGGGUAUGGCUUCUUCCUCUUCUGCCGCCUUAUUUCUGGAUUUGGUAUUGGGGGAUCCCUACCUAUUGUGUUUGCAUAUUUCUCCGAAUUCCUGUCACGUGAGAAGAGAGGGGAGCAUUUGAGCUGGCUUUGUAUGUUUUGGAUGAUUGGCGCAGUCUAUGCAUCAAUAAUGGCGUGGAGCAUCAUUCCUCACUAUGGAUGGGGAUUCAGUAUGGGGACACACUACCAUUUCCACAGCUGGAGAGUGUUCGUGGUUAUAUGUGUUUUUCCCUGCAUCGCUUCUAUGAUUGCUUUGAAGUUUAUGCCUGAAAGUCCUCGCUUCUUAUUGGAGACUGGUAAACAUGAUGAAGCUUGGAUGAUUCUAAAGAAGGUUCAUGACACCAAUAUGAGAGCCAAGGGAGAACCGGAAAAAGUUUUUACAGUUUCCCAUAUUAAGACACCGAAACAAGUUGAUGAGUUUAUUGAAAUUCAGAGUUCCACUGGGACAUGGUUUCAGCGCUGGCUGGUCAGGGUCAUGACAGUUGUCAAGCAGGUAUGGGAGAGCAUACUGUUCUGCUUUUCUGGCCAGUACAGGAAAAACACAAUAUUUCUGGCAGUGGUUUGGUUUACUAUGUCCUUAAGCUACUAUGGUCUUACGGUCUGGUUUCCUGAUACAAUUCGGUACAUACAAGAUGAAGAGUAUGCAAGCAGAGUUAAAAGAUUUGAGAAUGAACAUGUCAAGAACUUUGUAUUCAAUUUUACCCUUGAAAACCAAAUACACAUCGAUGGGACCUAUUACAAUGACAAGUUCUAUAAGAUGAAGUUCAAAUAUGUCACCUUUGAGGACUGUGUCUUUGAUGAAUGCUACUUUGAGGAUGUUACUUCAACAGGCACCAUCUUUAAGAACUGUACCAUCAAAUAUUCAUAUUUUCACAAUACAGAUCUUCAUGAGCACAGAUUCAUUGACUGCACACUAAUAAACAGCACAUUCUCUAAUCAUAAAGAAGACUGUGAUAUUGACUUUGAAGAAGACAAUGAUUUUCUGAUUUACCUGGUUAGUUUUCUUGGAAGCUUAUCGGUAUUACCUGGAAAUAUUAUCUCCGCUCUCCUUAUGGACAAAAUUGGAAGAAUAAAAAUGAUAG
Hyla sarda is the source of this 1257-nucleotide messenger RNA. RefSeq names its product synaptic vesicle glycoprotein 2B-like. Gene Ontology annotation, molecular function: transmembrane transporter activity. Gene Ontology annotation, cellular component: membrane. The record is from RefSeq and is a predicted model, not a curated record. Gene Ontology annotation, biological process: transmembrane transport; chemical synaptic transmission. Lineage: Eukaryota; Metazoa; Chordata; Amphibia; Anura; Hylidae.